Oldenlandia corymbosa var. corymbosa is the source of this 1977-nucleotide messenger RNA. The record is from the annotation of a GenBank genome assembly. Lineage: Eukaryota; Viridiplantae; Streptophyta; Magnoliopsida; Gentianales; Rubiaceae.
CAAGUGAGCAAACUAGAAGAGGAGGGAAUCAAAAUGAUAGAUACUCAGCUAAUAAAAAUGGAAUGUGAAACAUAUUUUGUCUUUACUCUAGUCAACUUGGGAAUAGCACGAGUCUAACUUAAUACAGUUCUACUUUUUCUCCUGCUGAGUCAAGUCAACAACAAUCACUUUAUUUCAUAUCACCCUUCAGAUUCAUUCAUGUUUCAAGCAAUUCUUGAUGAAAAUUCUCAACUUGAGACAAUCAUGAUGCUGUACAUCAAGGCCAACAAGCUUCUUCUUCUGAUAGUAACAAUUCUGGUUUUAUCCUUUCUGGGCAUAGGUGUUAAUAUUGGAAGCCUGUUGGAAAACCUGAAAAACAUUGCAAAUGGAGGUGUUGCUGAUUUGAUCAGUGAUGCUGCUAUCAACUGUGGCUCUGUUGGGAGUGCAACUUCAGCUGAUGGCCGUGAAUGGAUCGGAGAAUCAGGCCUGAAAUUCAAGUUAUCGGGCGAAUCAAGAAGCUCUUCAUUCCGAGUUGGUGGGGGGAAUCAUAUUCCCUACAGGACUUCAAGAAUCUCUGCCACUGAGUUCAGGUACACAUUUGCAGUGAUUCCAGGUCAGAAAAUCGUCCGCUUACAUUUUUAUCCUGCUUCCUACAGUGGUUUUGAGAAAUGGAUAGACUGUUUCAGUGUCGAAGCGGGUCCCUUUACUCUCCUUAAGGACUACAGUCCUUCUCUUGCUGCUAAGACUUUGGCUAAAAAGUAUAUUAUUAAAGAAUUUUGCUUGAAUAUAGAAGAAUAUCACCGACAUCUGACCAUUACAUUCUAUGCGUCUUUGAUUGGAAAAUCCUAUGCUUUUGUGAAUGGUAUUGAGAUAAUUUCCCAUCCAACUGGCCUAUAUUACACUCCUGAAAAUGAGUGUGGAGCUCGUAUAGUUGGCCUAAGCAGCAAUAGGUUAUACAUUAUUGAUAAUAGCACUGCUCUUGAAGUGAUGCAUCGGUUUAACAUAGGAGGGGAAUCCAUAAACUCAAUGGAAGAUUUUAGGUUGUUUUGCCACUGGGAUGAAGAUACUGAUUAUUUGAUAGAUAGUCACAGAGCUCGUCGCGUGAGUCAUCUUGCCCUUAAGUUUAGGCAUCAAAACCUUCAGUCAUUUAUUGUGCCAGCAAAAAUUUACCAGACAUCCUGGAAACUAGAAGGAGCGAGCCAGGCGGUUUAUAACUUUACAUGGAAAGUACCAGUGGACUUGGGUUUUGGAUAUCUUGUCAGGCUCCAUUUCUGUGAGCUUGACUGCAGAAUGGCAGAGAGAGAGACAAGGUUGUUCAGUGUCCUUAUAAAUAAUCAGACUGUAGAAACAAAAGCCAGCGUGAUUGGAUGGGGUGGUGAUGUUGGAAUCCCGAUAUACAAGGACUAUUUAGUUUUAAUGGAAAGGGACGAUAGAGAAGGAAGCAGCAAGUCUGAUCACCUCUUGAUUUGUUUACAAUCAGUUGAUGAGUUAGUUUUUGGACUUCUCAAAGGGCUGGAGAUUCUCAAGUUGAGCAACCUUGAAAAUAAUUUAGCAGCUCAUACAAACCCUGUGUUUCCAAAAGGAUUGUCAACUUGUAGGACCCUGGAAAACAGACAUUUCUCCUCCCUGCUUGACCAAAAUGUUAUUGGUAGUGCCAUGGCUAUCCUCAUUGUUCUACUAAGCAUUUUAACCUAUAACUUGAGGAAAUUAUGGGAGGAGAAUAUCCAUGGAGGAAAGAGUUCCAAGUCUAGCUCAGUUGAACUAUCUUGUCGUUGGUUCUCCCUAGCUGAGAUCAAGUUAGCUACAGAAAACUUUAGUGAAGGCUGUGUCAUUGGGAAGGGUGGAUUUGGAAAAGUUUAUAAAGGUGUUAUUCCUGGUGUUUCACAAGCUGUUGCUAUAAAGAGGUUGAAUUUCUACUCCAGGCAAGGAGCCCGAGAGUUCUGGGCGGAAAUUAAAACACUUUCAAAACUGCGCCACAUUCAGCUUGUUUCCUUAUAG